Acanthoscelides obtectus is the source of this 894-nucleotide messenger RNA. Lineage: Eukaryota; Metazoa; Arthropoda; Insecta; Coleoptera; Chrysomelidae. The record is from the annotation of a GenBank genome assembly.
AUGGGUGCUACGACCGUGUCAUCAAUUGUGCGAGAAACAGUAAAAGCUAUGUGGGACAUAUUACAACCUCUGCAUAUGAAAGUUCCUACCGAAAAUGACUUCAAGAACACUGCAAAAGAAUUCUACGAAAAAUGGAAUUUUCCCAAUUGUCUGGGGGCAAUUGACGGAAAACAUAUUCGUGUGAAAUGUCCUCCUCACUCUGGAACUAUGUACUAUAAUUACAAAAACUUCUUUUCUAUUGUUCUCCAAGCUGUUACUGAUGCAAAUUAUAGAUUUAUAACGAUUGAUGUUGGAGGGUAUGGCAAGCAGAGUGACGGGGGUACAUUCCGAUCCUCAUCUCUAUUUCAUCUGAUUGAGAGUAAACGUCUAAAUAUUCCUGAAGAUGGUACAUUACCGCUCACUAUGAUCACUGUACCCUAUGUUUUUAUCGGAGAUGAAGCCUAUCCUUUAUUAAAUAAUCUAAUGAAACCUUUUAAUAGAAGAAAUUUAGAUGCAGAAAAAGAAUAUUACAAUAUGCGCCUUUCACGUGCAAGACGUGUAGUAGAGUGUGCUUUUGGAAUCAUCAGUGCCAAGUUUCGUAUUCUUUUCAAGCCCAUAGAAGCCUCUCCAGACUUAGCAGAUGAUAUUAUUAAGUGUAUCUGUAUUCUACACAAUACAAUAAUUGAUAUAGAGGGCAUUCCAAUUCAAGAUGAACAAUUUUUGUCCCAAUCCGAGUCUCAAUGUAAUAACUCGGACGUUGUGCGAGCAAAUAAUAGGCCAACAGCAUCUGCCACUUUUAUUAGAGAGACGUAUAAAAAUUACUUGUGGAAAACCGAAUCGUAUCGUAGCGUCAUGUAUCAUCUCAAAGUGAGAGGAAGUAAGAAGAUUAGGAUAGAUGAUGAGAAUUUACGAUGA